AUGGAUCAACGUUUGGAUCAAGUGGUCAAUCAGUUGACUGAUCGGAUGGCUAACUUGAUCAAUCGUAGGAGGCAACGACACAAUGAUGGGUAUGGUACUGAUCUUAGUAAUCCAUUUGGUGAUAGUUCGGAUUCCGAUGACGAACAGGAAGGUGGACCAAGGGAAGAGCGUGGAGACGGUAAUCGGCGUUGGGAGUCGGGAAUGCGGACUAGCAUUCCAGAAUUUGAUGGUGACACUUUGAAUCCAGAAAAUUUCAUUGACUGGCUUGUUGUGGUUGAAGAGGUGUUCGAAUUCAAAGAGGAAAACCCUAAUCCACAAGAACAAGAAACUGAAGCUAAUAAUGAGGUUAGGCAAAUGGAGGAGCAGUUCGAUCAGUAUUCUCAGGAAAUAGAAAUAGAAAUAGAAAUAGGGCAAGGUUCUAACCCAACUCAGCUGUUACAGAAUUUAAAGCAGGGAUCCAAAACGGUUGAAGAUUAUACAACAGAGUUCUAUCAGUUGGUGGCUCAGAAUGAUAUCCAACUUGUCUCUCGUUACAUUGGUGGUCUAAGGCUUCUGAUUAUGGAGUCUGUGAAUUUGUUUGAUCCGAUGACUAUUUCUGAUGCACAUCAGCGUGCCCUGGUUUUUGAAAAGCAAAACCGACGUAGUGGUGGUUCAGCCUCAUCUGCCUUGACAGGAGGUAGUUCGGGUUCAGGCAAUGUGGCGUCUCGUUUUGUGCCCAACCAAGCAAAACCGGCUGGUGGCGCUUCUGGAUCUAGUUCUAAAGGGGCCGGUACUAUUAACAUGAAAUGUUUUAAUUGUGGAGAGACGGGUCAUCGCCAGGCAGAGUGUAAAAGGGCUGAGAAGAGACACUUGUUUAACGAACCUGAUGGAUGGGAAGAUGAUGAUGAGGUUGGUGAGACUUAUGAAGAUGGCCCGGUUUAUGAUGAGGAGCCUGAGUAUGAAGAAGAGGAGGUGGCUGGAGAUGUGGGGUUACUGGUGGUUAGGCGCUCAUGCUAUACACCAAAGGCCAGUGAUGAUGAUUUUUCUGAGGAGGCUGUCAGAAAGCUAGGUUUGAAGACGGAGAACCACCGUAAACCUUAUAAGCUCCAGUGGCUCAAGAAGGGAGGCGAGGUACAAGUCAGUAAGCGUACCCUUGUUUCUUUUUCUGUUGGUAAAACAUAUAAGGAUGAUGUGUUGUGUGAUGUGGUACCUAUGGACGCUUGUCAUUUAUUGUUGGGGAGGCCUUGGGAAUAUGAUCAAUGCGUAGAGCAUAACGGGCGUUCUAAUACCUACAGUUUUAUGUUUGAUAAUGUGAAGAUAACUUUGUUGCCUAAUAAACCCAAGGAAGUAGCCGCCAAACCCACUGGUACCCUGUUGACUCUUUCUCAGUUUGAGAAUGAAUUGGAGGUGGGAGAUGAUGUUUUUGUGUUGAUUGGUAAGGAAGUGGUUGACGGGGUCAACAUCCCUGAUGCUAUGGUUCCUUUGCUUGAAGAAUUUUCUAAUGUUUUCCCUGAUGAAUUGCCUGAUGGAUUGCCACCUUUGCGUGACAUCCAACAUCAUAUUGAUUUGGAGCCUGGGUCACAGUUACCCAAUAGACCACAUUACAGGAUGAGCCCUGGUGAGCAUGAAGAGUUGUGA
Messenger RNA from Helianthus annuus (common sunflower), 1617 nucleotides. RefSeq lists its product as uncharacterized. Gene Ontology annotation, molecular function: zinc ion binding; nucleic acid binding. The transcript is spliced from 4 exons. The record is from RefSeq and is a predicted model, not a curated record. Bases 1 to 1617 code for a protein of 538 amino acids. NCBI's taxonomy places the organism in Eukaryota, Viridiplantae, Streptophyta, Magnoliopsida, Asterales, Asteraceae.